Molecule: messenger RNA, 555 nt
Organism: Cuscuta epithymum
Lineage: Eukaryota; Viridiplantae; Streptophyta; Magnoliopsida; Solanales; Convolvulaceae
Source: the annotation of a GenBank genome assembly
CAAUUUUGUGGUAGAUGAGUUUAACUCAAGAAGAAAAGGAUGAUGCCAUAUGGCCUGAUGAAAAAGAGACUUUGUUUUUGACUGUGCUAUAUGAAAGAGUAAAAAAAGACCCAACCGGGAAUCCUACAUUUAAGGGUCGCGAUUGGAAUGAUAUGGAUAAUGAGAUGUUGGUCCGAGGUCGGUUUCAAUACGGUAGUGACAGGCUACGGGGAAAGUACAAUAGGAUGAAGCUCAUACAUAGACAAUUUGGUCAGUUAUUGGCUCAUACUGGAGUUACAUAUGAUUCCAGUCGGAAUGUUGUUCAUGCCACAGAGGAAUGUUGGCAGAAAUUUUACAAGAUGAACAGGGGCUUUAAGACUUUUAAAAGGAAGGGCUGCAAGAACUAUCCGUUAAUGAAUCUUGUUUUUGGACAAGGGAGUGCAACUGGAGGACUUGCUACUCCUUCCACCCAAGUACCGACACACUCGGAUGAGGAAAGAAGGAAUGAGGAUGUAUUCUUACAUGGUGAAGGGGGCAUGAGCUCAGAGAGAUCACACUCAAAAGGGAAACGCAAAG